Molecule: messenger RNA, 1518 nt
Organism: Siniperca chuatsi (mandarin fish)
Lineage: Eukaryota; Metazoa; Chordata; Actinopteri; Centrarchiformes; Sinipercidae
Gene: ercc1
Product: excision repair cross-complementation group 1
Exons: 9
Coding region: 118-1200 (360 amino acids)
Biological process (GO): nucleotide-excision repair; UV-damage excision repair; mitotic recombination
Cellular component (GO): ERCC4-ERCC1 complex; nucleus; nucleotide-excision repair factor 1 complex
Molecular function (GO): single-stranded DNA binding; damaged DNA binding
Source: RefSeq, a predicted model, not a curated record
AGUAGUUGCUGAAGCUCUAACUGUCAGUAGUUUUCAUGGCGAGAGGAUCGUGAGUAACGUUACAAGAAGUCUAGUCAGUGGCAUGUGUUUACUUAAAAAGUCUUCAUCAGUUAAACGAUGAAGAAGAGGUUUAACAUCAACCUGGAAGACUCUGCUUUCACCAAAGAAACAACACCGCUAAAGCCGCAGUUUCAGCCUUCAUCCAAAGGAGGACAAAACACCUCAGCCUCAACUUCAUCUUCAGCAGAGCGUGCAUCUGAGCCCGUGGACCAGCCCUUGUCAUAUGCACAAUAUAUCGUCCAGAAUAAAAGCAAUGUGGCUGCUCUUCCUCAGAGAGGGGGUCCCUCCAAAAUGCCCAGGACUGAAGGUGCUGGAGUUACAAAUGUGAAGCAAAGUGAGUCAGAUUCAGUGUCGGCUGCCCCAGGAGGAUGUGAAACGGCUCAGGACUGUGCUAAAGGGACUGAAGGUGGAUCUGAAAGGCUUAAGAGGAGUGAGGAGACACAGGUGGCUGGCACAGACGAAAAAGAGGGGAACUGUCAAAGGUCAGAUCCAAGCCUCAGCCUGGGUCCAAAAUCUGUGGUGUUUGGGAGCAGCAUUAUUGUCAGUCCUAGACAGAGGGGAAAUCCCAUUCUGAAGUUUGUGAGGAGUGUCCCUUGGGAGUUUGGAGAUGUUGUACCAGAUUAUGUCUUAGGCCAGACAACGUGUGCUCUCUUCCUCAGUCUGAGAUAUCACAAUCUCAAUCCAAACUAUAUCCACGACCGUCUCAAGCUGCUUGGACAGACUUUCACCCUGCGAGUGUUACUGGUACAAGUAGAUGUGAAAGAUCCUCAUCACACGUUGAAGGAGCUGGCUCGAAUCUGCAUCAUGGCUGAUUGCACUCUCAUCUUGGCUUGGAGUCCAGAGGAGGCAGGACGUUACCUAGAAACGUAUAAGUCAUAUGAAAAGAAACCAGCAGACGUACUGAAGGAGCAAGUUGAAAAAGACUUUCUGUCAAAGGUUACAGAUUGCCUGACCACUGUGAAGUCUAUAAACAAGACAGAUGCCAUUACCUUGCUGUCCACUUUCUCAUCUGUAGAAGGAAUCAUCAGUGCUUCUAAGGAAGACUUGGUCCUCUGUCCAGGCCUUGGACCACAGAAAGCGAGGCGACUCUAUGAUGUGCUGCAUAAGCCCUUCCUCAAGUCGAAGACAAAAGACAGCUGAAACUUCUCACCAAGGAUGUGACCUGCUUCUGAAAAGAACUCCUUAAAGUUCGUCAUCAUGUUGAAAAGAAUACAAACACACUUCAGUGGACUGAAUUAAAUACAAUAAACACUUACUGAUGUGAAGUAAGAAAUGUGUAAAAUGUGACUGCUCUCAGACUAAGAAUCAGCUAGGGGUGUUUUAAGAAUUUAAGAUGUGAACUCUUCAGCUGUUAGCGCUGCACCCUGAUUAAAUGCUUUAUUGAGUUAUGGUGUGAAAUCUUUUGUUCAUUGUUGAAUUCAUUUUAUAUGAAAAAAUAAAUAUUUUGUAAUAUUUUUA